Messenger RNA from Pleuronectes platessa (European plaice), 956 nucleotides. RefSeq names its product synaptoporin a (gene synpra). Gene Ontology annotation, cellular component: synaptic vesicle membrane; synaptic vesicle. NCBI's taxonomy places the organism in Eukaryota, Metazoa, Chordata, Actinopteri, Pleuronectiformes, Pleuronectidae. The transcript is spliced from 6 exons. The record is from RefSeq and is a predicted model, not a curated record. Bases 105 to 956 code for a protein of 283 amino acids.
CUGUUACGCGCCACGGUCUCCUCAUCAAUCUGGUCUUGGCUUCUGGUUUGAGAUUGUUUACAUCCAGUCAACCAAGUGAGGAACAGAAAUCACCACCUUCUGAGAUGGACACUGCCAACCAGCUUGUAUCCGGGGGGACGUUUCAGGUGCUGAAAUUACCUCUGGGAUUUAUUAGGAUUUUGGAAUGGCUUUUUGCCAUUUUUGCUUUUGCGACAUGUGGGGGCUACUCUGGGCAGCUGCGGGUUAGUGUGGACUGCAUGGAGAAGGCCAGCAGCAACCUCAGCAUCGGCAUCGACUUUGCUUAUCCCUUCAGAUUGUACCAGGUGUCCUUCGAAGCGCCCGUGUGUGAGGGCAUAAGGAGGGAACUCGUGUUCCUCAUUGGAGACUAUUCAUCCUCCGCAGAGUUCUUCGUCACCAUUGCUGUCUUUGCCUUCCUGUAUUCUCUGAUGGCGACCAUCGUAUACAUCUUCUUCAAGAAUAAAUACCACGAGAACAAUCAAGCACCGCUCAUUGACUUUGUGGUGACAGUGGUGUUCUCCUUCAUGUGGCUGGUCAGUUCAUCUGCUUGGGCAAAGGCUCUGUCUGAUGUGAAACUGGCCACUGAUCCAGAUGAGGUGCAGCUCCUCAUCUCUGCCUGCAAAGACCAGACCAACAGGUGUGGCUCAGUGCACGGAUCACGCUGGUCUGGGCUCAACACCUCAGUGGUAUUUGGGUUCCUCAACUUUGUUCUAUGGGCUGGAAAUAUCUGGUUUGUCUUUAAGGAGACUGCUUGGCACAAGGGGGCUUCCAGGUUGGCACAAGGGGCGUCUGAGAAACAGGCCGGCACCUUUAACCAGGAGCCCUACAACCAGGGAAGCUUUGACCAGACGGGGAGCCAUAACAUCCAGGGAGAUCUCGGCCAGCCAUCUGAGUACAGCCAGGUGGGAGGUCCCACCUCGUACUCCAAUCAAAUGUAG